Biomphalaria glabrata is the source of this 4831-nucleotide messenger RNA. RefSeq names its product multidrug resistance-associated protein 1-like. Gene Ontology annotation, molecular function: ATP binding; ABC-type transporter activity; ATP hydrolysis activity. The transcript has 30 exons. NCBI's taxonomy places the organism in Eukaryota, Metazoa, Mollusca, Gastropoda, Planorbidae. The record is from RefSeq and is a predicted model, not a curated record. Gene Ontology annotation, biological process: transmembrane transport. Bases 88 to 4662 code for a protein of 1524 amino acids. Gene Ontology annotation, cellular component: membrane.
AGUUUCUCUUUUGAAAUUGAGUUGAGAGUAAGACUGAAGUAAAAAAAAUGUGUGUGCUGUGAUAUCUCUAAAAAAAAUUAUUUCAAAAUGGAUAUAUUUUGUGUGAAAGAUUUUGAAUGGGAGAACAACAUCACAUUCAGCAACAGUUCCUUGAUGCCAUUCACUGAAUGUCUCAACUUCACUGUGUUGACAUGGAUCCCUUGUGGCUUUCUUUGGCUCACUGCUCCCUUUUACAUCAUACGUUUAAUGUUAACCAAAACCUGUAUAAGUCCUGUGAACUGGUUAAAUAAGACAAAACUUUUUUUCAGUAUUGCUUUAAGCGUGGUAUAUUUUAUAUACACAUUUGAUGCAUGGAGUGUUAACAGUUCUCUAUUAUUCAAUGCAGAACGCUGGUCUGUGUGCAUCUGGAUUAUAUCUCUAUUUCUUCAGUCACUUCUUAAUGGCAUGGAAAAGUCAAGACAUGUUAUAAGGUCACCCAUUUUAUUUAUAUUUUGGACCCUGGCUUUUAUUGUUUCAUUUAUUCCAUUUUACACAGACCUGAUUCUAAGGUUUGAGGAGAAAAAUGGCACUGAGCUGACAUUGUUGAUUUUAAAAAUCUUGUUCACAACAAUUUUGUUUCUCUUAUAUUGUUUCCCAAACUAUACAGUUCAUAGGUCAAAGCGUGACAAUCCUGAGGUUACCGCCUCCAUGUUAUCUUGGAUUACAUUCAGCUGGUUAGACAGGUUAAUACUCAAGGGAUUCAGAUCAACGCUCUCUGAUGAUGAGAUCUUUGCUAUCAACCCAAGAGACCAAAGUGAAAGUGCCGUCAAUAAGUUUUUGCACUACUGUAAUAAAGAGACGGAAUCAGAAAUUAUGCCAAAGAAAAAAUUGUCCUGUAGAUGCUGGGGGAGAGUUUUCCAAUUAUGUGCAUGUUGUAGAAAGCACAGAAAAUUAGAGACCUCUAUUCUUGUCAAUUCCAUUGGGGUGUCAGCCUAUCAGUCUAUUCAAGAGACAUCUUUUAGUGAGAUUGGCAGAGAGGCAUCUGACCCAGCAAAAGAUGUUUCUCUACUGAGGACCAUGGUGAAGUGUUACUUACUAGAAGCCUUGACCUGUCAAUGGGGGACUCUGAUGUUUGUUCCUUCUGUUGUUCUCAGCCCUGUAAUUCUUGGAUUGUUGAUUGACUUCAUCAGUGACCAGUCAGAACCAACCUGGCAUGGCUAUAUUUAUUUUCUGGCCUUCAUUUUACUUUCUGCUCUGUAUACUUUCAUUGGAACCAUUGCGGAGUACAGCACAGCAUGUUUCUCGGUCAGAGUACGAAGUACACUCAUGGCAAUGAUUUAUAGAAAGGUGACAACCAUGAGUAAUGAUGUUAAAAAGAUAUUCACAUCUGGAGAAAUUAUGAAUCUGAUGUCGGUGGAUACUGGCAAUGUGGAAACUAUGUUGGACUUUUCCAUGUGGAUCUUGAUUAAUUUUUUCAAUAUCGGCAUUUGUGGGUACCUCCUGUACACAGUUGUAGGAGAAGCAAUAUUGGGAGGCUUGGUUGUGAUACUGGUGGUCUAUGCUCUGAAUGUAGCAGCUAUGAAAAAGUUGUCGGAGUAUCAAGAUCAAUUGAUGACGAUGAAAGACUGGAGAAUGAAAACAACCAAUGAAGUUUUGAAUGGAAUAAAGAUCAUUAAACUGUAUGCAUGGGAGAAUAUCUUUACUAAGAGACUUGAAGAGAUACGAAAUCAAGAGCUACAGAUUCUUCUGAAGUAUGCAAUAUUGAGUUGUACAGACAUUCUUUGGCUGAUAGCUUCUUUCUGGAUGCUUUACUUUAUCAUCGUAAUGUAUAUGAAUACAUCCGAGAAUAACUUUCUUGAUGCCAACACUGCAUUUUUGGCCAUGAAUUAUGCAGAUAUCAUCAUGAGUUCAACAGACAUGAUCUCUUGUGUGAUUGGAAAAUUUAUUGUUUGCAUUAGUUCCAUGAACAGGCUGAGUACUUUUCUGAACAGUGAAGAGCUCUCUGAGAAUACAAUGGUUGGAACAUCAAAUAACUCUUUUUCUGUGAUCACUUUCCACCGAGCUAGCUUUUCCUGGAAUCAGUCUGGCCCCAUUAUUCUUAAAGACAUCAACUUGUCAAUACUGCCUGGUGAACUUGUAGCUAUCAUUGGAGCUGUAGGAUCUGGCAAGUCUUCUCUUCUCUGUGCUAUUUUAGGAGAGAUGUUCAAAGUUCAUGGCCACUUGAAUGUCAAGUCUACAUUGUCCUACGUGUCACAAAAAUCCUGGAUACAGAAUAACUCAGUGAAAGAAAAUAUUUUAUUUGGAUUGCCUUAUGAGAAAUGUUUAUAUCAAGAAGUUCUAGAUGGAUGUGCCUUAAAAUCUGAAGUAGAGAAAAUGCCUGGAGGAGACGACUCAGAGAUAGGUGAGAAUGGUGUCAACUUGUCAGGUGGUCAGAAACAAAGAAUCUCUUUGGCCAGAGCUGUUUAUAAUCAAGCUGAUAUUUAUUUAUUAGAUGACCCUCUAAGUGCUUUAGACAACCAUAUUGCAGAAGAAAUCUUUAACAAUGUAAUUAGUAAAAGUGGAAUGCUUAAGGAAAAGAUAAGGUUGUUGGUGACUUACAACAUGAACUAUCUUUCAAGUGUAGACAGAAUUAUUGUGUUGUCCAAUGGCUCCAUUGUUGGCUGUGGAACAUAUGAUGAAUUGUGUCAACAAGGAGUAAUUAACCCAGCAUUUCUUCAAUAUUUGUCUAAGUCAUUGGCUAAGAAAGGGGCUGUGAAACCAACUUACAAAGCUGCUCCUACUUAUUAUUCACUCAAGAUGAGUCAGGGAACAGAAAUUGUCAAAAGUGGCUUGACAUCAUCCUGUCAUGAAUGUCAUGUCAUCAGGCAACAGCAUAUUAUUCAUGAUGAACAAGCUGAGACAGGAAAGGUCAAAUGGUCACUCUACUGGAUGCUAGUUCAAGGACUUGGGUGGAAGCAAUCAGUAAUCAUACUUGUCUUUCUGUUGGCCUAUCAUGCAAUGUUUAAUGUGGGAAAUAUUUGGCUGGCCAACUGGAAUGAUGACAUGUUACUCAAUAACUUCACAUCUCUCCCUGGAAACACAACAGAGAGAUACCAGAGAAACAGCUACUAUCUCUGUGUAUACACAGUGUUUGGUAUACUGCAAACCCUUUGUGCAUUUGUUUACAUGUUUCUGCUACAAUUUCGACAAAUCUCUGCUUCAAGAAAAUUUCACACCCUACUGCUGCACAGUAUAAUGAAUGCACCUGUUAGAUUCUUUGACAGUACACCCAUCGGCCGCAUACUGAAUCGAUUUGGUGAGGACAUUGUAUCCGUGGACUACGAUAUUUACAGCAAAGCUAACUACACGUUGAAUAAUGCUUUACGUUGUCUGGCCACCCUCAUAUUUAUUUCAUGCAUCAUGCCUAGAUUUCUGAUAGUCGUAGCCGUGGUUGUAGGAGUUCUGUAUAUCAUUCAGCAACUGUAUAUUCGGUCCUCAUGUCAACUCAGAAGAAUGGCAAGUAUCCAACAGUCUCCAAUAUUCAUACAUUUUAGUGAAACUCUGUCUGGUAUCAGUGUCAUUCGAGCUUAUCAGGCACAAGGCAGGUUCAUCAGGGAUCUAUUUACAAAAAUAGACCACUUCCAGGGCCUAAGAAUAGCAUCUAUAGCAAUAGCUAGAUGGUUCGAAGCACGUCUGGAUAUACUGAGCAGUGUCAUCAUUGGAGCAUCCACCAUCUUUGCUGUUGUGAACAGGCACAGUCUCUCACCUGGACUAGUUGCUCUCAUUGUCACCUGUGCUAUCCGAGUGAAUAAGGAAAUGAGUAAGUUCGCUACAAUAUUUGGUGAGCUGGAGAAUGAUGUUGUUUCCAUAGAAAGAAUACAACAGUUUUCAAAGAUUGAAAAUGAGAAUUCUUUCACUAGAAAUAAUUUGUCAACAAAUGAUAAAGAUUGGCUAACAACUGGCUCUAUCCAGUUUAUAGAGUAUUGUGCUAGUUAUGGAGCAGGAAAUGGUCCAGUUCUCAGAAACGUGAAUUUCUCAAUUAAAGGAGGAGAAAAAAUUGGUAUUGUUGGAAAAACAGGAGCAGGUAAAUCCUCCAUUGCUUUGGCUCUUUUUAGAUUUAUGGAAGAAACAAGUGGAUCUGUAUUGAUUGAUAGUGUGAACAUUGCUCAUGUUAAUUUGAAAUCUCUGAGAAACAAUUUGACCAUCCUACCCCAGGAGCCAGUUCUAUUUACUGGCACUUUGCGCUUUAACCUGGAUCCACGAGGAGAAAAAACAGAUUCUGAGAUAUGGAAGGCUCUUGAAUUAUCUCAUCUAAAAACUUGUGUCGAGGGCUUACCCAAUAAACUGGACUAUGAAGUGGAAGAAGCUGGUGAGAAUUUAAGCAUGGGCCAACGACAGCUUCUCUGUUUAGCAAGGACUUUAUUGAAAAAGACAAAAAUUUUGAUUCUCGAUGAGCCCACAGCAUCCAUUGAUUUAGAGACUGAGAUAGUAAUCAACAAAACUAUCUUUAGUGAAUUCAGUCAAUGUACAGUCCUUACUAUCACUCACAGACUUAACUCUGUGCUCCACUUUGAUAAAAUUCUGGUGAUGGAUGAGGGACAAGUUGUUGAGUUUGAUACACCACAGAAUCUUUUAUCAAGGCCUGAUUCUUUAUUUUAUUCAAUGUCACAAAAUGGGUUCUCAGUACAGAACUCGGAAGUGUGACAUAAAUGUAUAAUCUCUGUAUAUAGUUUGUUUUUCCUGAUGCUGUAAGAGUAAAGUAUUAUUUGUUUCAAUGUCUUUUGUAAAUCAGGGGUGUUAAUUUAAGCUUUAAGAAUGUUUUAGAAAGUUUGUUUGUGGAAUUGGCCUGUUAAUAAUGCAAACAAUCAUCUUU